AUGUCCUACCAGCCCCUCCCUGUUCUCCAAGACGAGGUCCACCGCCGGUCCCUCGAGGACCCCGAGGCCUUCUGGCUGCACCAGGCCGACCAGCUGUACUGGCACAAGAAGCCGACCAAGGCUGUCGUCACGCGCGAGAAGGUGCUCCCCUCGGGCAAGAAGCACCUGACGUGGGAGUGGUUCCCCGACGGAGAGAUCUCGACGACGUACAACAUGGUCGACCGUCACGUCCUCGCUGGCAACGGCGACAUCCCGGCCAUCUACUACGACUCGCCCGUCACCGGCGUCAAGCGGACAGUGACGUACCGCGACCUGCUCGAGGAGGUGUCGACCCUCGCGGGUGCGCUCGAGAAGGAGGGUGUCAAGAAGGGCGACGUCGUCCUCGUUUAUCUUCCCAUGAUCCCCGCCGCGCUCACCUCGCUCCUCGCCAUCAACCGUCUCGGUGCCAUCCACUGCAUCGUCUUUGGUGGCUUCGGUGCCCCCGCCCUCGCCCAGCGUAUCGACGCCGUCAAGCCCGUUGCGAUCCUGACCGGCUCGGGCGGGGGCCGCGGCAACAAGCCCCCCAUCCCGUACCAGAACUUUGUCACGAACGCGAUCAAGCUCGCGCACCACAAGCCCUCGCGCGUCAUUGUCUGGCAGCGCGAGGUCGGCCCCAAGUGGGAGAUCAACAAGGCUGCCGGCGAGCGCUCGUGGCAGCAGAUCGCCCAUCAGGCCGCCAAGGAGGGCAACCGCCCCGAGUGUGUCCCCGUCCCCUCGACGCAGCCAGUCUACAUCUCGCACACCUCUGGCACGACCGGUGCCCCCAAGGGUGUCGUCCGUGACAGCGGUGGCCACGCCGUCGGUCUCCACCUCUCCGUUUCCAUGGUGUUCAACAUCCACGGUCCCGGCAGCGUCAUCUUUGCCGCGUCCGACAUUGGAUGGGUCCUCGGCCACGCCUUCAUCAUGUCCGCUCCCCUCCUCACUGGUGCCUCUACCGUCGUAUACGAGGGCAAGCCGAUUGGCACGCCCGACGCUGGUGCCUUCUGGCGCAUCGUGAACGAGUACAAGGUCAACACGCUGUACUGCGCUCCCACCGCUCUGCGCGCGAUGAAGCGCGAGGACCCGGACUAUUCGCUCAUGAAGGACAUUGGGCAGCGCGGCGGCCUGCGCUCGCUGCACGGCCUCUUCCUGGCCGGCGAGCGCUCCGAGCCGACCAUCAUCACGGCGUACCAGGAGCUGCUUGACCGGUACGGCGCGCCCGGCGCGCAGGUCAUUGACAACUGGUGGUCGACCGAGACUGGAUCGCCGAUCACGUCGCGCGCUCUCGUCCCCCACGCGGGCCUGAACCGCACCACCACCCGCCGACAGGCCGAUAUCCCGCCUAUCAAGCCCGGAUCGGCCGGCAAGGUAAUGCCCGGCUACAACCUGAAGAUUGUCGAUGACGACGGCAACCCCGUGCCCGCGGGCGUGAUGGGCAACAUUGUGCUCGGCCUCCCCCUUCCCCCGACUUCGUUCCGCACGCUGUGGGAGGACGAGGAGCGCUUCUACCGCGGCUACCUCGAGCGCUUCAACGGCAAGUGGCUCGACACGGGCGACGCAGGCAUGGUCGACCAGGACGGGUACAUCCACGUCAUGUCGCGCAACGACGACGUGCUCAACGUGUCGGCGCACCGCCUCUCGUCCGCCGCGAUCGAGCAGGCGAUCACCUCGCACCCGCUCGUCGCCGAGGGCUGCGUCGUCUCCAUCCCCGACGCGCUCAAGGGCCAGCUGCCCUUCGCGUUUGUGACCCUGUCUGUGCCAGACCACCCCAAGGGCGUCGUCCCCGACAAGCAGAUCUAUGACGAGAUCCAGCAGCUCGUGCGCAAGCAGGUCGGCACCAUCGCCACCCUCGGCGGCAUCAUCCAGGGCACAGGCAUGAUCCCCAAGACGCGCUCGGGCAAGACGCUCCGCCGCGUGCUCCGCGAUCUGCUCGACCACGCCGUCGAGGGCCGCUUCGACGCCCCCGUCGACGUCCCCUCCACCGUCGAGGACGCCGGCGCCGUCGACGUCGCCCGUGUCAAGAUCAAGGACUACUUUGACCUCAAGGGUGAUGCGCACAAGGGCAUCGAGGCGAGGGCCAAGCUCUAA
Messenger RNA from Trichosporon asahii var. asahii CBS 2479, 2106 nucleotides. RefSeq names its product AMP-binding enzyme. NCBI's taxonomy places the organism in Eukaryota, Fungi, Basidiomycota, Tremellomycetes, Trichosporonales, Trichosporonaceae. The record is from RefSeq and is a predicted model, not a curated record. The coding region runs from base 1 to 2106 and encodes 701 amino acids. The transcript has a single exon.